CCAGCCAAGCGCGGAAAUGUCAAUUUCGCAAAUUCGUUUAAAUAGCCAACAAUAAAACGGGCUGCAUAUUUGCAUGAAAUCCAAUCAAACGGACAAUUAAAUGUUACGAAUGGCAAUUAAUUAAGCACUGUUGUGUCAGCAGCAAGGAAGAGAAGAGCAUUCGAAAAGUGCGCAGUAAAAAUCAAUAACUGUAAGUGGCACAGAGAACACGCACACACAUGUAAAACGCGCAGCCUGUGAGCAACAAGCACCCCCACACACACGCACACACACACACACACAGGCACACACAAUGUCCGACGAAGAAGAAGAAUCCUUGUCCGAGGGCUUUUCCGCCAGCGAGGAGGAUGAAUGGAAACCGGGCAAAGAUGCACGCGGCGGCGAAUCCUCCGAUGACGAUGACAGCGAAUUUGAGGAGACACUCGGCGGUGCGGCAGCUGCAGCCAGCGCCAGUGGCCGCUCCUCGGCGUGCGCAGCCAAAAAGAGGGAACAAAAGCCGCCCAGCGGCAUUAAGGGCGCCUCUGUGAAGAAACGCAAGCCGAGCGGCCAAUCGCUGCGCUCCAAGCUCUACAACAAAUAUCGUCCGCCGCCCAAAACAUUUCCCACAUCGCCCACACAGAACUCGCCGACGGCAUCGGGUUCUGCCAGCCGCUUGACGGCCUCAAAAAACGCCAAAACGCCCAAUGAAAGCAACCAAGCUGACUCCAGCAGCGAAUCCAGUGUCGAGGAUUAUCUGGUCAAUCCCGCUGAUAUUGAUCUGCGCUCCAGUUUCUUUACGGCCAGUAAAGAAAAAUCGCCAGCGCCGCAAUUCGAUUGCAAUGCGGGCAUCACAAAUCUAUCCGAUUCUGGCUCCGGCUCCGAGGAUAACAACGACAGCAGCUUUGAGGAUAAUAAUGCCGGCAAAGCCUUCGAUUUUCGUGACCUGCUCGAGAAUGCCAAUAGCCUGGAGCGCACCCGGGCCGCGCUGCUCACCAAGCGCAAUGCCACGGCCACGCCCCCACCGCUACCAGGCAGCCAGGGCAACGCUGCAGCCAUGGAUGUCAACGCACUGCUUGCAUUGGGCGAGAACCAAAACUACGCUAACGAGCCGGACAAACAACGCGAACGUCGACGUUCCUUAGCUGGGGCAGCUGCUGGCGGCGCCGGAGGAGCACAGCCGCCGCCAUUGGAUGCACCGUCGCGUCUCAGCAAAACCAAGUCGACGCGCAUUAAGCGGCACACGAAAACGCGUCCUGCGUCCACUGUGCUAGCUGCUGGCGGCGACUCCGAUGACUCUGACUUUGAGGAAGUUGCAGACGCUCAGCUGAGCAGCGACGACCAGGAGAAGGAUGCCGCCGCCACGCCCAAUGUCUCUGGUGAUCUGGAGAUUCAUGUGGGCCUGCCAACGCGCACUCUGACCAAGGAGCAGAAAACCCAGCAUGAACUGGAGCUGGCGCUGAAGCGUCGCAUGAAUCGCGACAUCAAGGACCGCCAGCUGUUGAUGCACAAGGUCAGCCUGUUGUGCCUCAUAGCGCGCAGCCUAAAGUACAAUCGCCUGCUCGCGGAUACCAGCCUGAUGCAGGCCGCACUGAAGCUGCUGCCCAGCCGGAAUGCCUAUCCCACGGAAAAGGGCGUUGAGCUCAAGUAUCUGCAAUCCUUUGUCACCUGGUUCAAAACGGCCAUCAAGCUGCUGAGUCAGGAUCUGUAUGCCGCCAAGGCAACGGCUGGCUCAAAGCGCGCCAUUAUCGAGGAGCUGCUGGCGCAGAUUAAGCGCAAGGAGGCGCGCUGCAAACAGGACAUGAUCUUCAUAUUCAUUAUACUGGCGCGCGGCAUGGGCAUGAAUUGUCGCUUGAUUGUCAAUCUACAGCCCAUGGCGCUGCGGCCGCAGGCAAGCGAUCUGAUACCCAUUAAACUGAAGCAGGAGGAGAAGAACAAAAGUGGAACUAUUAAAAGCGAAGCUGACGAGGAUGAGGAGGAACAAUCGGACAGCAAAAGCAGCAAGACAAAGGCUCACAAAAGCAGCUCAAAGGCGGCCAGAACAACCGUCAAAGAUUCCAGCAGCAAGAGCAGCCCUGCAGCCGCAUUCGCAGCUAAAGCGGAAUCGAAGCCCAGCUCCAGUGUCCCAGCAAAAGCAGCCAAAAAGCUAACUGAAGAGCACAAAAAAGACCCCAGCACCCAAUCGACGACCAAGUCCAGCGCUAAGUCCAAUUCCAAAACAGUUUCUACAACCAAAGCAGAAGCGAAGUCCAGUUCCAAGGAACUAAGUGAACGGCCCAAGUCCAGCGCCCACAGCAAAGCCAAAGCCAAAGCCGUCGAGAGCAGCUCGAAGCCGGAGGUUGAGGUCAAGCCAAGCGGCUCACAAGGCAGGGGGGAUAGCAACCCGGCCAAGGACAAGCCGCAGAUUGGGCGACUCAAACGCGCGCCCCAGUUGCCCGUUGCAGAAGCAACCAAGAAACCGAGGCUGGAGCAGCUGAAGCCUGAAUUUACGCCCGUGGCGCGACGCACACGCAAAGCAUCUGCAGAUACGGAAAAGGCGGCAUGCGAGGAAGUCUCGUAUCCGGCAGCCAAGAUAGGCUCACCUGUCGUACCUAAGCUGGUGUUGCCAAAAAAUGCCAUGCAUAGCGAUGCAGAGAACGCCAAUCCUGGCCGGAAUCAGCAGCGUGUCACACGCUCACGCAGCAAGUCGCCCAAGGUGCACAUCUCGCCGGUGUUCCUAAAGGGCGACCAGAAUGCGCCUGUGGCAGCCACAACGAAAAGUGCAGCGCCGCGUCGCAGUCAGGAUGCAAAGGCCAAAAUAUCGCCCACGUUUUUGACCAAAGCAGAAGAACCGAAACGGGAGCUGCGAACGCGCCAGCAAAAGGCCAAAGCGCUGGCCAUACCCCAGCUUGAUGGCGGCGACGAUAGCUUGCCCUUGCCCAAGAAGCGACCCAAGCUGGAGAAGUUGCAGAAAUCGCAGAGCCAGGGCAGCGAAUCCGCUUCCACUUCCGCGUCCGACUCCACGCCCAACAGGGCCAUAAAGAAGGCGCCUGUGCUGCCCAAGGCAGUGCAGCAGCUGCGCAAGGAUCGUCGCGUGCUCUCCACCGAUGAUGAAGGCGUCAAGGAGAAACGCAAAACAACUGCCUCCGAUAUGUGGGUGGAGGUAUGGUCCGAGGUGGAGGAGCAGUGGAUAUGCAUAGAUCUGUUUAAGGGCAAGAUUCACGAUGUGGAUUCAAUCCGGAGAAAUGCCUCCUCCAAUCUGGCCUAUGUUUUCGCAUUCCAAGACGAUCUCAGUCUUAAGGAUGUGACGGCCCGAUACUGUCCCAGCUGGACGACCACGGUGCGGAAGUCGCGCGUGGAGAAGGCUUGGUUGGAUGAGACACUGGCGCCCUAUUUGGGCAGGCGGACCAAGCGCGACAUACGCGAGGAUGAGCAGCUGCGUCGCAUACACUCUGACAAGCCGCUGCCGAAGUCCAUAUCCGAGUUCAAGGAUCAUCCGCUGUACGUGCUGGAGCGUCAUCUGCUCAAAUUCCAGGGCAUCUAUCCGGCAGAUGCGCCCACACUGGGUUUUAUACGUGGCGAGCCUGUCUACUCGCGCGACUGCGUCCAUCUGAUGCACUCCCGCGAUAUUUGGCUAAAAAGCGCGCGUGUCGUGAAGCUGGGCGAGCAGCCCUACAAGAUUGUCAAGGCGCGGCCCAAGUGGGAUAAGCUCACGCGCACUGUCAUCAAGGAUCAGCCGCUGGAGAUCUUUGGCUAUUGGCAAACGCAGGAGUACGAGCCGCCCACCGCCGAGAACGGGCUGGUGCCGCGCAACGCGUACGGCAAUGUGGAGCUCUUCAAGGCCUGCAUGCUGCCCAAGAAAACAGUCCAUCUCAGACUGCCAGGCCUGAUGCGCGUCUGCAAAAAGCUGAACAUCGAUUGCGCCAAUGCUGUGAUUGGUUUCGAUUUCCAUCAGGGCGCCUGUCAUCCCAUGUACGAUGGCUUUGUCGUUUGUGAGGAGUUUGGCGAGCUGGUCACCGCCGCCUGGGAGGAGGAUCAGCAGGAGCAGGCGCGCAAGGAGCAGGAGAAAUACGAAGCGCGCGUCUACGGCAACUGGAAAAAGCUCAUCAAGGGCCUGCUCAUACGCGAGCGUCUCAAGCGAAAAUAUAAUUUCUAAAUUGAAUUCAUUUUCAAAUUUGUUUUUUUGUUUUUUUGCUCUGUUUAACGU
Molecule: messenger RNA, 4162 nt
Organism: Drosophila novamexicana
Lineage: Eukaryota; Metazoa; Arthropoda; Insecta; Diptera; Drosophilidae
Gene: Xpc
Product: DNA repair protein complementing XP-C cells homolog
Exons: 6
Coding region: 293-4111 (1272 amino acids)
Biological process (GO): mismatch repair; nucleotide-excision repair
Cellular component (GO): XPC complex; nucleus; nucleotide-excision repair factor 2 complex
Molecular function (GO): damaged DNA binding; single-stranded DNA binding
Source: RefSeq, a predicted model, not a curated record